This is a messenger RNA of Penicillium bovifimosum, 309 nucleotides long. RefSeq lists its product as uncharacterized. The transcript has 3 exons. Lineage: Eukaryota; Fungi; Ascomycota; Eurotiomycetes; Eurotiales; Aspergillaceae. The record is from RefSeq and is a predicted model, not a curated record. Bases 1 to 309 code for a protein of 102 amino acids.
AUGACCGAUACAGAAGAGGGCUCGCAGCCCGCGCCAACAGCUAGAAUCGAAAUAACCGUCAACGGCGCCGGCAACACUACUGAGAUCUGCGGAGGUGUCCAUACUAAUGGAACCACUGGCGAAGAAGAUCAGAUCCAGCAGAUCCCCAGCGUCAGUUCCUCGGUUGAUACAGGUGAGCAGAACGCGGUUAGAACUUACAUCCCUGAAGCAAAUCCUGACAUUCGAGUAGCGUAUGCAAGCGAAUUUGACUUCGGUGACGCUGGAAUUUACACCAAUGAACAUAUGGACUACAACUAUGGAGCAGAUUAG